Molecule: messenger RNA, 1240 nt
Organism: Mya arenaria
Lineage: Eukaryota; Metazoa; Mollusca; Bivalvia; Myida; Myidae
Product: COP9 signalosome complex subunit 5-like
Exons: 7
Coding region: 125-1141 (338 amino acids)
Biological process (GO): protein deneddylation
Cellular component (GO): cytoplasm; COP9 signalosome
Molecular function (GO): deNEDDylase activity; metallopeptidase activity; protein binding
Source: RefSeq, a predicted model, not a curated record
AAUUGCAUUAUAAAAGAUUUCCUAUCUAGUUAAAAAAUCGUUUCAUAUCAUGAGAUUAUUUCUAAUAUUAUUCACUGCCGAACUGUCAUUCUGAGCAAGGGAGACAACUACAGUAACAUAAAAAAUGGACUCCAAAAAUGCCAUGAAAACAUGGGAACUGGGCAAUGAUAUGGAGACAAUAAGCAGUGUUGAUGAAAUAUAUCGUUAUGACAAGAAGCAGCAACAAGAUAUCCUCACUGCCAAACCAUGGGAGAAAGAUCCACAUUACUUCAAACACAUCAAAGUAUCAGCUUUGGCAUUGUUGAAAAUGGUAAUGCAUGCAAGAUCAGGAGGAAAUCUUGAAGUUAUGGGACUACUUCUGGGAAAGGUUGAUGGCAACACAAUGAUAUGUAUGGACUGCUUCGCCUUGCCAGUGGAGGGAACGGAAACAAGAGUAAAUGCACAAGCACAAGCGUAUGAAUACAUGGCCGCCUACACAGAUUCUGCCAAACAGGUGAGGAGACUGGAGAAUGCUAUUGGCUGGUACCACAGUCACCCUGGGUAUGGCUGCUGGCUGUCAGGUAUCGAUGUCAGCACACAGAUGCUUAAUCAACAGUUCCAGGAGCCGUUUGUGGCAAUUGUGAUAGACCCUGUGAGGACGAUAUCAGCUGGCAAGGUGAACAUUGGAGCCUUUAGAACAUACCCAAAGGGAUAUAAAGCUCCCGAUGAGGCCCAGUCAGAGUACCAGUCCAUCCCGCUCAGCAAGAUCGAAGACUUUGGUGUACAUUGUAAAAAUUACUAUUCCCUGGACAUGUCAUAUUUCAAGUCAUCUCUUGAUCGUAAACUCCUCGAGUCCCUGUGGAACAAAUACUGGGUAAACACUCUCAGCUCAGCCAGUCUCCUAACGAAUGCAGAGUACACGACUGGCCAGGUGUUUGACCUUGCGGACAAGCUUGAACAGUCUGAAGCCCAGUUAGGACGUGGAGGGUUUAUGCUGGGAAUGGAGACUAGUGAGAAAAAGUCUGAAGACAAACUGGCCAAGUCCACGAAAGAUGGGUGUAAAACGACAAUGGAGGCGAUUCACGGCCUUAUGUCACAAGUGAUCAAGGAUAGACUGUUUAAUCAAGUACACUUACCGCCUAAACAGGAACCUGCAAAAUGAUGAUUAAAGUGUCGGACUUUGUUAUUGACAAUUUAUCUAUUGUUAUGUACAUGUAUAUCAUAAAACUGUGAAAUAUAUAUAAAGGGUUCGAGAUUUCCA